Symbiodinium sp. CCMP2592 is the source of this 1359-nucleotide messenger RNA. The record is from the annotation of a GenBank genome assembly. NCBI's taxonomy places the organism in Eukaryota, Dinophyceae, Suessiales, Symbiodiniaceae.
AUGUUUCGCACGCUGUUUGUUCUGCUUUUUGUUGUUCGCUCUGCUUGUGCAGACGGACCAGACCUGAGCUGCAAUUUGCAGAAGAGGCCACCCGCGCUCCUGCGACUGGACACGGAGAAGCCUUCGCUUGAAGAACCUCCUGCAACUGAGCUCGCAGGGCCUGAGUCGCGGCCUGAGGAGGGACCCUGGUCCACGCCGGGCGUGCGCUUCCAGCAAUGUGGCCGGACCAAGCACAAGAGGCCAGCGCAGCUGGCGACUUUGCUCCAAGCUGUGGCACUCGACCGUGGCCACGAGAAGCCUUUGCCUGACCGGGUCAAGUGCCCGACAGGCCAGAUGUUGAUUGGCAACUUUGUGGGCAACGAGUACAGCUUCACGUGUUGUGAUGCCGGCCAACAGUGCGGAGGGUGUCGCAAGAUUACAAAUGGCACCUGCCAGGAAUGCGCUGCCGGCUACGUCCACCAACAGAUCCCGCUUUUGAAUGUAACGAAGUGCUUCUUGUGUGACGAUGUGCCUGGAUGGCAAGACUCCCACGGUCUUGGGUGUCGGGACUAUGCAUCCAAAGGUUUCUGCCAUGGCUUUGUAGAGGCUGGCCACGAUGAGCCCUUUCAUGGAGUGCGCCCCAGUGAAGCCUGCUGCGUGUGCGGCGGGGGCAGCGUGCAACCCACACCCACUUCCAUGCCCUUCGCCCAAAAAUCACUGGUGUAUGGGGAUGUCGUCGAUGAGUUCCCGGAGCCCCAAACCCUAGGAAGCCAGAUCAGUAGCUGCAAUCUUGCGGAGUGGGGGCUGCAUCUCUCCGGGUCCCCGGGGAGGAUUCAAGGCAACGUAUCAUCUCCCGGCGACGGCAGCACCACGGAGAUCAAGUGCUCCAUGGUGCUGCUGCAAGAUCCCAUUCGCGGAGUCUCUGCGACAGUUAGCCUCAAGAUUCCGGUGGCCUCGUUCUCUUACGGGCAGCAGCUCCUGCUCUUCAAGUACUGGGGUUUGGAUCCGGAGUCGGCGACGAAGCCUUUCCAUCUCCACCAACAGGUGCUACCGCAGGGCCAGUUUUUGGAGAAUUUCCAGCUGCACUGCAACUGCCCGUGGCUUCGGAUGCUGCCGAACAGCACGCUCGUGGCCGGACAGCUCCCGACGCCUCCGAAGGUGGAGGGGCCUUCGCUGUAUGGCUCGGGGGUAUCCUCCUGCGCGUGCCAGGUUUCAGCAGAGAAGGUCCACUACCGAGGCCGCGGCAGGCAGCGGCAGGUGGACGGCCAGGAAUCCACCAGCUUCACCGUGGCCCAGGCCAGGGGAAGUGGGGAGUGGGGAGAAGGUCUCAAGCUCAAGACGGCGGCCACCUCAGAUUUGCGAAGACUUUUUGGAGUUUAG